This is a messenger RNA of Penaeus indicus, 3295 nucleotides long. RefSeq names its product cysteine--tRNA ligase, cytoplasmic-like (gene CysRS). Gene Ontology annotation, molecular function: cysteine-tRNA ligase activity; ATP binding. Gene Ontology annotation, cellular component: cytoplasm. NCBI's taxonomy places the organism in Eukaryota, Metazoa, Arthropoda, Malacostraca, Decapoda, Penaeidae. Gene Ontology annotation, biological process: cysteinyl-tRNA aminoacylation. The record is from RefSeq and is a predicted model, not a curated record. The transcript has 14 exons. Bases 64 to 2223 code for a protein of 719 amino acids.
CGAUAAAGAGUGUCACAUCGCUGAGUCAGGACCACGUCUUUGAGGCGACAAAACUGACUGAAGAUGCCCAAGCGCCCAGAUUAUCAGUGGUCUGCCCCAGAGGGGGUCGAGUCUCCAAAACUCCACCUGUACAACUCCAUCACUAGGAAGAAGGAGCUGUUUAAACCUCAGAACCAUGUAGUUACUUGGUACAGUUGUGGACCAACAGUCUAUGAUGAUUCUCACAUGGGUCAUGCAAGAUCGUACGUCAGCUUUGACAUCCUGCGGAGGGUGAUGCAGGACUACUUUGGAUACCCUGUCAAGUAUGUUAUGAACAUCACUGAUAUUGAUGACAAGAUUAUUAAGCGAGCUCGCACCAGAUACCUUGUCAAGAAAUAUAAAGAGUCUCAAGUUUCCAAGGAUAAGUUGAUUGAAGACAUUUUCUCUGCUGUGGAACACCACAAUUCUAUCAUUGCAGCAACAACAGAUCAAGAUAAACUUAAAAUGCUGGUUGAGGAAGUGCAGAAGGUGAAGACUGCUGCAGAUGCAUUACAGAGUGUUGCCAGUUCAGGAAAUGCUUCUGAAAUCAGCAAGCACCUAGAUCAGCUGAUGGCCAGUGCUGAGAGUGUGCUGGGCGAAUGGCUGGACAAAGAGAAGGGGAAGGAAGUCACGGAAAAUUCCAUUUUCGCAGACUUGCCACGGCAUUUUGAAGAAGAGUUCAACAAGGACAUGGAUGCUCUCAAUGUUCUUCCAGCUGACAUUGUAACCAGAGUGUCUGAGUACGUGCCUCAAAUUGUGGACUACGUGGAGAAGAUUAUCAACAAUGGCUAUGCUUACGAAUCUUGCGGCUCUGUGUACUUUGAUGUGGGAAAGUUUGAUGCGGAGCCAUCCCACUAUUAUGCCAAGCUAGUUCCUGAGGCCUAUGGUAACCAGGAGGCUUUGGAGGAAGGUGAGGGAGCACUCUCCACCACUGCUGCCCAGGAGAAGAGGAGCCCCAAUGACUUUGCUCUCUGGAAAGCCUCAAAGCCUGGUGAGCCAGCGUGGCCCUCUCCCUGGGGUCCCGGCAGGCCAGGGUGGCACAUUGAGUGCUCUUGCAUGGCCUCAGAUGUCAUUGGAGAGUCUCUUGACAUCCACACAGGUGGCGUUGAUCUGAAAUUCCCUCACCAUGACAAUGAAUUGGCACAAGCAGAGGCAUAUUACAACAAUGAUCACUGGGUGCGGUACUUCUUGCACACGGGCCACCUGCACAUCGACGGCUGCAAGAUGAGCAAGAGCCUCAAGAACUUCAUAACCAUCAAGAAGGCCCUGGAGGAGACGUCGGCUGCGCACCUACGUGUGGCCUUCCUCCUGCACGCCUGGAAGGACACGUUGGAUUAUAGCUCAAACACCAUGGAAGGAGCCAAACAGUUCUACAAGAUGGUUAGUGAAUUCAACCUGAAUGUCCAGGAUCUGGUUCGUCGCAUCGGAAACACUAGCACGCAGUGGAGUAAUACUGAGAUGCAGGUGGAGGCAACAUAUAAUAACACAAGAGUAAAUGUUCAUAAGGCGCUGUGCGAUAACAUUGACACCAGAACAGCACUUGACCACAUGAGGGACCUCAUUACAGAAGCCAACAAAUACAUGAAUAACAACCAGCAGGUCAACUCUCAAUUGAUGAUCAACAUAAACAGCUACAUCCUGAAAAUGAUGAACAUGUUUGGUGUUACUCUUGGUGAUCAGAGUGGAGGCAGUGGCCAGAGCUCGGAGAACCUUCUUGCGGUAGCUGAAGUAGUGGGAGAUGUUCGAGAGAAACUCCGUCAGUGGUCUAGAGGAAAGGAUGUCGACGCCAAAGACCUCCAGGGGAAACUCCUAAGCCUCUGUGACAGCAUUCGUGAUGACAUGCUACCUCCGCUUGGGAUCAGGCUGGAAGACAGAGACGGAGGUGCACCAAGCAUUAAACUUGUAGAUGCGGCAGAGCUUAUGCAAGAGAUCAAGCUAAAGAAAGAGCAAGAAGCUGCCAAGAGGGAGGAGAAGGAGAGGAAGAAGGCAGAACAGGCAGCGAAGCAAGCCGCCAAGGACAAGGAGGUGCCCAAGGACCCAAAGGACAUGUUCCGCACCCCCGAAUAUUCGCAGUGGGACGAGAGCGGCCUGCCAACGCACGACAAGGACGGCAAGGAAAUCACCAAAAGCCAGUCAAAGAAACUCGCCAAGCUCAUGGAAGCCCAGAAAAAGAAAUUCGAGAAGUGGCAAGCACAACAGGCGUAGCGUAAUUUAUAGAAUUUUUUGCUUCCGUGAUCUGUUAGGUGGAAUGUGAUUAAUAAAAAAUAUUCUGGCCGAAGUUGAUUUAAUUGUCAUUUCGCGUGUGCAGGAUCAGUGGAUACCUUGCAUGAUUUAAGCUUUAAAUGCAUAAUUAUGAUAUUGAGAUAUUGGUGAUUGGCAUUUUGUGAUUCUUUUUUUUUUUAUAACGUCUAAUUCUAGAGUUGAGAGCUAUAAGGGCCAAAGGCAAAAAAGGGCAAUUUUGAGAUAAGCCUACCAUCACACUGGAAAUUUUUGUUUCUAUAAGUGAUUUAAAGGAUAAUUUCAUCAGUUCGUUUUUUAUAAUUAAAAAAAACAUAUAUCCCAACUCAUGAUUGAUUGAUACCAGUAGUUGGAUUUUGAUUAUAUAGCAAACAAAAGCUCCCAGUUAGCUGCUUUUUACUAAUUUAUACUUGAAGUCAAUAUGCUAUUUUCAGUUACAGAAAGAAGGAGAAAAAAAUUGAUGUGAAUGCAUUACAGAAUUGUCGGCAAGGAAGUAUAUUUAUAUUUCAAAGAUAGUUUCAUUUUUAAGCCAUAAUAUGGUGGAGAAACUUUAGAAAGGGAAUUAGGAGAAAUGGUUUAAACAUCAAGAGCAAUAAAUAUCUUGAUUUAUCAUUUAAUCAGCAAAAAAUAGUUUUUGCAAUGUUUGUUUUGAAAGCAUAAACAAAUCGUUAUUUUUGUUGUGUAUUUUUUUUAAGACCUAGAUUAAUGUAACACAUUUUGAAAAAACAACCUUUUUGAAUUAUUAUUUGCUGAAUUUCAACCAAGGCGGUUUUCUCACACUGACUUUCAUGAUAUUGGCCCUUCUUGUUCUGGGCCCUAGAAUUACCAGUUAUAUCUGUUUAAAGAUGUGAUUGCUGUUGCUGAUCAUGUGCCUGUCUUUGCAUUUUUAACCAGAUUCCAACACAUAAACAAAUGCACAGAGAUACAUAUAGAGAGAGAGCAAGAGAGAGAGAGAGAGAGAGAGAGAGAGAGAGAGAGAGAGAGAGAGAGAGAGAGAGAGAGAGAGAGAGAGAGAGAGAGAGAGAGAGAGAGAGAGAGA